AUGGCUUUACUUGUGACUUCUUUAUGCGUUUCAUUCUUUCUGCAUAUGAAGCUCGCACACUGCAUGGAGGUGGAUUUCUGCGUACCGGUUCUUCUGGAUCACCACAAACCAGAAAAUCAUCCACAGGCGAGAGACGCGCACGUGAAAGAAAGCCAAACUGUUUUCAGACUGAGUGCAUUCAGAGAGUAUUUUUAUCUCCACCUGGUGCCGGAUUCCAGCUUUCUUGGUGCUGAGAGGAGCUCCUCGGCAUCUUCUGCACCCGCUGACCUCAGGCCGUGCUUCUACUCCGGUGAUGUCAACUCAGACCCGGAAUCCUUCGCCGCGCUCAGCCUCUGCAAAGGCCUCCGCGGGGGGUUCUAUUAUAACGGCAUGGAAUAUUUUAUCAGUCGGAUCGGGGCUGAGGGCGCACCGGGUCAAGGGAGCUCCUUUGACGGGUCGCACGUGAUCCGGAGACGCGCUGCGCACUCAGGCCGCAACUUCACCAGCAGGUGCGCAGUGGCACCUGACGCCAAGCAGAACAUCUCCCUCCACAAAUACAAGUACAUGAGCGAACUGGAGGUUGGUGGUUUAACCGAAAGCGUGCUGAAGACUUUCGGCAGGUCCAAAAGGUUCACGUCCAUCCCCAGGUUUGUGGAGGUGCUGCUGGUGGCGGAUGAGUCCAUGGCUAAAUUCCACGGGGAUGACCUUAAGCACUACCUCCUGACCCUCAUGUCAGUGGCAGCCAGGCUUUACAAGCACCCCAGCAUCCUCAACUCCAUAAACAUCGUGGUGGUGGGCUUCAUGGUGAUAAAUGAAGCCGACAAAGGACCCAAAGUGUCCAGCAACGCCGCGCUGACUCUGCGCAACUUCUGCUCCUGGCAGAAGAAACUCAACAAACACAACGACAAGCAGCCAGAAUACUGGGACACGGCCAUACUGUUCACCAAGCAGGACCUUUGUGGAGCGACGACCUGCGACACUCUGGGGAUGGCAGAUGUUGGCACCAUGUGCGACCCAAAGAGGAGCUGUUCUGUCAUCGAGGAUGACGGUUUGCCGUCCGCCUUCACGACUGGACAUGAACUUGGACACGUCUUCAACAUGCCCCAUGACAACGUAAAGGCCUGUGAGGAAGUAUUUGGGAAACUCAAUGACAACCACAUGAUGUCUCCAACACUGAUUCAGAUUGACAGGAACCGUCCCUGGUCUGUCUGCAGCGCCGCCAUCAUUACCGAGUUUUUGGACAGAGGUCACGGUGACUGUCUGCUGGACCAGCCACUGAGGCAGCUGUCCCUCCCAGACAAUCUACCAGGCUCCAGCUACAGUUUGCACCGUCAAUGUGAGUUGGCCUUUGGCUCCGGCUCCAAGCCCUGUCCCUACAUGCAUCCCUGCACCAAGCUUUGGUGCACCGGAAAGACUCGUGGUCAGCUGGUCUGUCAAACCAGACACUUUCCCUGGGCAGAUGGGACCAGCUGUGGCAAUGGCAAGGUCUGCUUCCGAGGGACGUGCAAUGAUAAGAACAGCACCAUGCACAUCACGGUUGAUGGUCGAUGGGGGAAGUGGGGUGCAUUUGGAACCUGUUCCCGAAGUUGUGGUGGAGGAGUUCAACUAGCCAAGAGACAGUGUGACAACCCCACUCCUGAGCAUGGUGGCAAAUACUGCUAUGGCCUUCGCAUCAAAUAUCGGUCCUGCAAUCUCAACCCUUGUCCUGAAACAGGUAAGAGUUUCCGUGAGCAGCAGUGUGAGGCGUUCAAUGGCUUCAACCUCAACACCAACAGACUGGGCUCCUCCGUGGUUUGGGUUCCGAAAUAUUCCGGAAUUUCUCCUAAGGACAAAUGCAAGCUUAUCUGCCGUGCCAAUGGGACUGGAUACUUCUAUGUCCUUGCUCCCAAAGUUGUGGAUGGGACUCCCUGCUCUCCAGACACCUCAGCUGUAUGUGUUCAAGGGAAAUGCAUCAAUGCGGGCUGUGACAGCAAGCUAGACUCCAACAAGAAGUUUGACAAGUGUGGCAUGUGUGGUGGCGACAACCGUGGCUGCAAGAAGGUCUCAGGGAUGUUCACCAAACCCAUUCAUGGCUACAACUUUGUGGUCAUGCUGCCUGUUGGCGCUUCCAACGUUGACAUCCGUCAGCGUGGCUACCGAGGCAUGGUCAGUGAUGAAAACUACCUGGCGGUGAAGAAUCGGCAUGGCAAAUACCUCCUGAAUGGCAACUACGUGGUGUCCGCCGUGGAACGCGACCUCCUGGUGAAGGGCAGCCUGCUGCGCUACAGUGGCACCUCCACAGCUGUGGAGAUACUUCAGGCCGUCAGACCCCUGCAGGAGCCUCUGAUUGUGGAAGUGCUGUCCGUGGGGAAGAUGACUCCUCCCAGAGUGCGAUACUCCUACUACAUAUCCAAGGAGAGCAAGGAGGAAAAGACUCUACGGAAAGAGGAGAAAAGCCACGCGGCUCAGAACAGUGUGUUGGAAGACAGUAAUAAAAUAGAAGCUAAGAAGCAGAUGAUUGGUAAGAGGCCUCUGAGUCACUGGGUGACCGGAGGAUGGGACACGUGCUCGGUGACGUGUGGGAACGGGCUUCAGAAGAGGCUGGUGCAGUGCCAGAGUGCAGAGGGACGCCAAGCAGCAGACUGUGACGGUGCUGCCAGGCCUGUAGCUGUGAGAGAGUGUGGGGAUCCCUGCCCUAUGUGGGACAUAGGAUCCUGGUCUCACUGCUCUAAGUCUUGCGGUAGGGGGUUUAAAAGGCGACCGGUGCACUGCAUUACCGAGAACGGUCUGAGUCUACCCAAAGACCACUGCUCUGGAAAGAGGAAGCCUCAGGAACUGGACCUGUGCAACCUGAAGCCUUGUUAAGGCAAAA
Thalassophryne amazonica is the source of this 2830-nucleotide messenger RNA. Its product is annotated as A disintegrin and metalloproteinase with thrombospondin motifs 15-like. NCBI's taxonomy places the organism in Eukaryota, Metazoa, Chordata, Actinopteri, Batrachoidiformes, Batrachoididae. The record is from RefSeq and is a predicted model, not a curated record. Gene Ontology annotation, molecular function: metalloendopeptidase activity. The transcript has 8 exons. Gene Ontology annotation, biological process: extracellular matrix organization; proteolysis. Gene Ontology annotation, cellular component: extracellular matrix. Bases 1 to 2823 code for a protein of 940 amino acids.